Molecule: messenger RNA, 3815 nt
Organism: Rattus norvegicus (Norway rat)
Lineage: Eukaryota; Metazoa; Chordata; Mammalia; Rodentia; Muridae
Gene: Trim16
Product: tripartite motif-containing 16
Cellular component (GO): cytoplasm
Molecular function (GO): zinc ion binding
Source: RefSeq, marked validated
GGACCGAGGAAGGACGCCUGAGUCCGCAAAGCUUCCAGAUGGCUGAAUUGGAUCUAAUUGCCCCAGGGCCUCUGACCGGGGUCACUGUUCACCCUUUGGCUCCUCUCGGCCCAGACCCUGGGUCAGCUAUUCCAAUAGGAAAAGAAGAUGUGGACCUUCUCAGCAAGCCAGGCGAGGAAACCCAGGGGCAGGGUGACCUCGCAAAGCUCGGGGCUCCUGGUGAUGAAGAGGAGGGACAGAUCCUGUGUGACUUCUGUCUUGGGGCCAGCAGAGUAAGGGCUGUAAAGUCCUGUUUGACCUGCAUGGUGAAUUACUGUGAGGAGCACCUGCGGCCACACCAGGAGAACAGCAAACUGCACAGCCACCAGCUAACCGAGCCCACAAAAGACCAGGAUCUGCGCACCUGCCCUGCCCACCACAGCCCUUUGGUUUCCUUCUGCCACACGCACCAGCAGUGUAUCUGCCAGGAAUGCGGCACGGGUGAACACAGAGGCGACAGCACUGUCUCCCUGGAUGCAGCCCGCAGGAGCAAAGAGGCUGACCUUCGGUGCAUGCAGCUGGACCUGGAGCAGAAGCUCAAGUUGAACGAAAAUGCCAUUGCCCGGCUCCAAGCCAACCACAAGUCUGUUUUGGUGUCCGUGUCAGAGGUGAAGGUGGUGGCUGAAGAGAAGUUUGGGGAACUCCUCGCAGCCGUGAGGAAGGCCCAGACUGAUGUGAUGCUCUUCUUAGAGGAGAAAGAACAGGCUGCACUGAAUCAGGUCAACGGCAUCAAGACCCACCUGGAGCACAGGAGCAUCGAGAUGGAGAAAAACAAGCAGGAGCUGGAGAAGUUGGCCUCCAUCAGCAACACUGUGCUCUUCCUGGAGGAGUACUGCAAGCUUAAGAAGACAGAGGACACUGCCUUCCCCAGCGUUUACAUCGGGCUGAAGGAUAAACUCUCAGGCAUCCGCAAGGUCAUCACAGAGUCAACUCUGAACUUGAUCCAGUUGCUAGAAAGCUAUAAGGAAAAGCUUCAGGAAUUUUCCAGGGAAGAAGAAUAUGACAUCAGAACUCAAGUGUCUGCCAUUGUCCAGCGCAAGUACAGGACCUCGAAACCCGAGCCCAGAACCCGGGAUGAGUUUCUUCAAUAUGCCUGUGACAUCACAUUUGACCCAGACACAGCACACAGGUACCUUCGCCUGCAGGAGGAUAACCGCAAGGUCACCAACACCACACCCUGGGAACACCCUUACCCAGACCUCCCCAGUAGGUUUCUGCACUGGCGGCAGGUGCUGUCCCAGCAGAGUCUGUACCUGCACAGGUAUUAUUUUGAGGUGGAGAUCUCUGGAGGAGGCAUCUAUGUUGGCCUGACCUGCAAAGGCAUCGACCGUAAGGGGGAAGAACGAAACAGCUGCAUUUCUGGAAACAGCUUCUCCUGGAGCAUUCACUGGAGUGGGAAGGAGUUCACGGCCUGGCACAGUGACACAGAGACUCCGCUCAAGGCCAGCCCCUUCAGGAGGCUUGGCAUCUAUGUAAAUUUCCCAGGAGGAACCCUUUCCUUCUAUGGUGUAGAAUAUGAUGCCAUGACUCUGAUUCAGAAGUUUGACUGCAAGUUCUCAGAGCCACUCUAUGCUGCUUUCUGGCUGUCUAAGAAAGAAAACACCAUCCGGAUUGUGGAUCUGGGAGAGGAGCCUGAGAAGCCAGCUGUACCCUCAGUGGAGGCUGCUCCCUAGAUUCUAGGAUCCCAGACUGCUAACUGUGACAACUGGGCAGCAGCUGGUAUUUUAAAGUGGACAGAGAUAUCUGCUGAUGGUAGUUGGCUUUAGAAGUUGUGUAGGGGUCCAGUGGGUGGCUGGUUCUUUCCUUUUGUCCGGCGGCCGGCUAGGAGCAGCAUCGGAGAGCUGGGAGCCGCGGACACCGACCGCGAUCCUGGGAAAGGCCAUGGAUAGAUCAGACAGUGAGGCUCCCUGUAGAGCUGUGGUUAUGUCAGUCUGCCUUGUGCUUGCCUCUAGGGCGUCCAGCUUUGUCCAGUAGGCAGCAGUGUCUGCUCAAGGCCGGGUGUAAAUAAAAACUAUCAAAAUCAAAAAAAAAAAAAAAAAAAAAAAAAAAGAAGUUGUGUAGAUCCUGAAUGAACUUUCCCACUUGCAGAAACUCUAAGGCACCAAAAGCCUCUCCCCAAAUCUAGUGAUGGUCUCCUGUCUGCUCAGGCAAUUGUCACCCUUCCUCCAGACUAGGGAUCUUCAAACCAUAACCAGACUGUGAGGGAUCAUAGUAAAUCACAAAGACGUCGCUGCACGUUUCUUAUGUGCUGGCCAGCGUUCUGAAACCUUCCUCCGUGUUAGUUCAGAUCAUCUUCCUGAGAUAAAUGUUUAUAUUGAACUUGUGAUGACGUUAUGCUUACCUCAUUAGAUCAUGAAUGCUGUGCGUAAGGGGUAAACCACAUGCUAAACCACAUAGCCAACAGUGUUUUCAGCAUCCCUCUUAAGAGUUUGUGUUUUUCUGCAGGUGCCAGGCUCAACUUGGUCAUCCAGCCUUGCCCCAUCUGAGCAAGGCCUCACCCCUCACACAUCAUCAGAGUCAGCGGCACUGAAUGGUUUUGAACAGUGAGAUUUAGAAUAGAUGUUUUUAGCAAGGUCUUUUGAGAGGCAUAGUCAUCCUCUGUUCUAAGGCUAUCCAGUCUUCGUGGACUUGUCUAUUUUCUUGUGCAAAUGGAUAGUUCCCCAGGCAUUUAGAGACAGUAUUCUCCUCUCCCAGGAGCUGUACUCAUGUAUUUGUGCUAUGUUGAUACUUCCUACCCUGAUCCUACUUCCCCCGACACCCUGUUGAUGAUGUCAUUCUCCCUUAGACAGGUGAUGGACAUCCAUCAAGCCUUUAUGCACACCAUCUUAAAAUAGGUUUCCGUUGCCCUAACUUGAAGUCCCUAGUGGGCUUUACCAGCAAUAUUACUUCCGUGUCCUUUCCCAUGCUCCAUGUCAGGGCAAAUCUUCCUGUUCAACCAGUCUUGUGAUCCUAGGUUUCUUUACACUUCUCUGACUUGAGUCUGAGACUCUGUGCCUUUGUCUCUAAGGACGUAAAUACUUUUCACUAACUUCCUCCUGCCCCUGCUGUGCACUGAGAUGUUUUCAUGAUCUAGUGCAUUAACUCUCUUUCCAGCAGAAAUAGAUUCCCUGCAGAGUCAACGGCCUUCUGUCAUGUCUGAACCAUCAAGGUUCAGACUUCAUUGGGUUAUUCAGGUUAUGAGAGGGCCAAAGGUUUGGCACACUCUAGCCUCUCAGGAGAAGUGCAGUGACAAGGCUCACUGCGUCUUUCUCACUGAAUAUCAUCAAAGAGCUUUUCUUACCUUUUUUUCUCUUUUCUUUUUACUUGGGAUAGGGCCUCACCUCGUAGCCUAAGCUGGUCUGGGAUACACUAUAUAUUCUCAGACUCAGUUGUCUCUUCUUAGCUUCCAAAUGCUCGGGUUAUAAGCAUGAGUUACCAGUGCGAUGCUUGGCUCAGCAAGGGCCCUUUUCAGUGACAGAAAUCAAUGUCUGAAUUUCUUGGAUCUAGCAAUUAAAGAAUACUCUUCAAAAGACAAAAUAAUUUCUUCUUGGCCUGCCCUGUCUCCUUUUUUUUUCUUUUUCUAUUUUAAAACAUUUUUUUAUGUUGAAUUUUAUUUUUAAUUGACACACAGUCACUGUGUAUACUUGUGGAAUUCAGUGUGGCUUUUCAAUGCAUGUAUGCAGUAAUAACCAAGUAAGAGCAUAUACUUAUUCCUAUACCAAAAAAUAUUUAUUUGUUGUGAGACCACUUCAAUUCUUGUCUUCCAAUUGUUUUGAAAUAAACUUUUUUUAAAAAAA